This is a messenger RNA of Ziziphus jujuba (common jujube), 1000 nucleotides long. RefSeq names its product glycine-rich protein 23. NCBI's taxonomy places the organism in Eukaryota, Viridiplantae, Streptophyta, Magnoliopsida, Rosales, Rhamnaceae. The record is from RefSeq and is a predicted model, not a curated record. The transcript has a single exon. Bases 211 to 741 code for a protein of 176 amino acids.
AUACAAAGGACUUCUUUUUUUCAAAGACACAGUUGGGAUUGCAUUAACUGUCCCAACACGGUUUAUAGAUGAGAAGAUGAACAGAAUUUAUUACGUUUCUUCAAUCUUAUGCUUUUAAAUCUUCUAUAUAAUCCUUCUUUGGAUUCUCACUUUCUUCACCAAGUAACAGUCAUCUUUACUAUAUAUCAAACAUAGUGUACUAUAGCAAAGAUGGCUCAUUCUAGGGCUCUUCUUCUUCUGCUUGUCGGUGCUUUCAUUUGCACUAGUACUAGUGGUGCAAGGAAGCUUGGCAAUGAAAAGUUUGAGAAUCAGAAAAACUUUGUCCACCAUCCUCGGUUUGGUGGGGGUGGUGGACUAGGAGGUGGAGGUGGUGGUGGUUUAGGAGGAGGUGGAGGGUUAGGAGGAGGUGGGGGUUUAGGAGGGGGAGGAGGCUUAGGUGGGGGUGCUGGUGCCGGAGGUGGAGCUGGAUUUGGAGGAGGUGCAGGAGCAGGAGGCGGAGGCGGACUCGGUGGUGGUGGCGGCGGUGGUUUUGGAGGUGGAGGUGGAGGAGGAGUAGGUGGUGGAGCAGGCGGUGGAGCAGGCUAUGGAGGGGGAGCUGGAGGUGGGGUUGGAGGAGGGGCUGGUGGAGGUGGUGGUGGAGGGUUCGGAGGUGGCGGUGGUGGCGGAUUUGGUGGUGGAGCAGGCGGUGGCUUCGGUGGAGGAGCUGGCGCAGGUGGUGGGUUAGGUGGUGGAUUGCCUUGAAGAGAAUGUUUUAUAAGCUGCUGGUGGUGCUGGUGCUGGUGCUGGUGAAUGCAAAAAUUAAAUUUUAGUAUUUAAUUCCAACUUGAUUGUUCAAAAACUGUUCACUACUCUUUUAAAUUAAUCAUUUUGCCUUUGUAAUAUUGUAAUGUGUUUGCUUUUGAUGGUUUCAUGAAUUUUAGUUGUCAAAAGUAAUUGAUCCCUGUAUCCCAAAUGUUGUCAAAAUGUCAAUGAAUUGAAAUAAACUCUUUAAGCAAAACAA